AUGCCUCGACCACAUACCACACCUGCUAAAAAGCGAAAGACGAAUUUUAAGACACACUCGGAACGGGCGCGUAUGGAGUCUGAUAAUACUUUAGCGCUGCCAAAGUUAUUCCGACCCAAACACUCGUUUACUUACAAUGAACUACUGACCUUGUUCAGAAGCUGUUUUAAAGAAACAGAAGAGGAAAGAAGCGGGAACUAUUCCGUGAUCAAUCAGAGCUCAUCCAUGACGGAGGGAUUACCGAUAGCGUUAGAUAAUCCCAACAGUACUAUUGAGAAUUUUGAAACACUCAUAACAACUGUGGAGCAGAUAUUGAACAAGAACAAAAACGCCAAGCAACCAGAAGAAUAUGAACAUGAAUCAUGGUUUCCUGUGGUUACUAGCAAGUAUUAUGUUUCUUUGCUCAGUGUUCUGUCCAGUCAAGAGAAAAACAAUUUACAAGAAUUAUGUUCCCUACUCCAAAUCUUAGAGUUUGGCUGUUUUAGUAUUCAAAAAGCGUUCAAUUCAUAUGAGAAUGAAAGAUCAGGAUCCAUAGCAGAACAUGCUCUGACUGCAAAAGUAUUCGUUCGUCAUUUGUUGUGCCUUUCGCUUGCCUUAGAAAAGCUUGAAACUGACAAUGGUAGCAUGCAAAAACUUGGUGUGAGUAUAGAACCAUGGCUACACUCAUUAUGUAGCUUCUUUGAUCAUUUGAAUGAUCUCAUUGAAAGAAAACUGUUGCGAUUGCAUUCUUGUUUAGAGGUACUUAGAAUUUGUAUCCCCAAGUUGUUGCGUUGCAUUUCUUCAUUCGGUAAAAAGAAUACGCGUGUCAUUUGGGAAUCCUUUGAACCGAUGCUGUUACAGACGUUUGCAAUAGGAACAGACUUUGACGAGAAUGAACAGUCAGAUAUUUCCGAAAACCAUUGUGAUCCGUCCUCCAGUUAUUCGACAUGUCUUUUGGUAUUCGAUUUAGUCAAAGAUAAUUUAAUAGAUGCACAAAGUGCCUGUAAUUGGAUGUUGAGGUCACAUGAUAUUGAUUCAGAGUACUUGUUUCAAAUUCUGUAUUACUUGCUGUGGUAUUGUAAAGCACGGUUAGCCAAUAAUGAGAAGAAUCACAGAAAAUUAGAUGUAAGCUCAGUAGUAGAGGUUUUUAGCUUAGUGGCAAAGGCUCGACCGCAAAUCAUGAAUUUAUUUGUCGAGGAAAUGAGUUUCCUUAAUUGUUCUAACGGUUCCGUUAGAAAAUACCUUCUCGAAGUGCUGGCCUCAUGUGCUUAUCUUGGAACUGGCGUUGUUAAUCUCACAUGCUUGAAUUUUAUUAUCAACAGAACGGAUGACAAGGAUGGAUUUGUAAGAUCUAAGGCAUUUCAGACCAUGUCUGAAGUUUGUGGGAAAGUAGUUUGGAGGAGAGAAAAUGAACAGCUAUUUUCUUCGAUUGUGGAUUGUGCUUGCAAACACGUCUUUGACAAAACUAAAACCGCUAGAGUUGCUGCAAUCGACUGUCUGACAUCCUUAAUUUCAAACAACCCAUUCACAAAGAAUUUUUCUUGUUUUCACAAAGAGAAGCAGGGGGAAUUGUUGUCAAAUCAGAACAACUUUGAAAAUGACCAAAACGAAGGUAUGAAUUACAGUUCAUGUCACCAGUUUUUAUCCAAGAUUGAGGACUUGAUGCCAAAACUGUUUGACUCUCUUAGAUUUGUCGUUAGUGCUGGUCCUAGUAUGAUGUGCAAAGAUUCAUUGAUAUCAAUAUUCAAACUCCUUCAAGUUAUCAAACAAUAUAACAUGUUCAGCAAUUGGAGUUGUCUGAUUGCACUUGUUCAUCCCGAAAUGUCAGAUGUUGCUUUAAAGGAAAUUGCUAGUUUUUUUGCGGCUGAUUUUAUGAAGGGCCGUCCAUGGAUAUUAAUAAUGGAUACAAUGGGAGACUGGAGUCAGCUGCAAAUGGUUGAUAGAUGGGCUCAGGUUAUAAAAACCCUCAAAACCUUGCAGAAGGACAUUCAUUUUGCACCAAUUGUUGAGCAGUGUAACCAAUACGCUGAAGAUCCAAGAUAUAUAUGGAUCAUGCUUGUGUUGAGCAAAGUUGACAAAAAAUAUGGGACUUUAAUUAAUACUACCAAAAUUUUGCAGAAUUUAGAAUCGGCAUUUAAGGAUAAGGACGGAAAUGGUAUUAAGGCAUCCGUGUGUCUGCGUCUACUUGAAUUUCUUUGCAAAACAGAUACUUCUUUGGUGAAAUGGACAGAAGAGUUCAUUGAGAAGUAUAUUACUGAACUCUUGUUUUCGUUUCCUGAUGAGACCGUUUCUCUUAUAUUCUCUCUUCCCAACAACAGGAGAACUGCGUAUUAUGGAAUCGGAAAGGUUGAAAGUGAAUUAUGGAAAGAAUGGUCUGAAGGCAAGGCUGUGCCCUGUGCCAAAAUGGUGUCCUUUUGUAAAAUCAUUGGAGAUAUUUGCUUUAGAAGUUGUCAGGAAAUUAAAACCAUCGCUACCAACCAGUUUAUAGAGAGUUCUGAAAGCAUGAUGAUAGAUGAGGACCACGACGGGGAAUGUGAAACUGACAGCUGUGUUAAAGAGAACCAAAAAGAGCAGACGAAAAACUUGCUUAUUCAAAAAGCCAUUGAUGAGACAAUGGUGAGUGGGUUUCUGUCACGCUAUGUUCUUCUGUUAAAGAACAUUUUGAACUCCAACACAACCAAGUAUGUGAAAAGCUUUGCUGUGCUUGCUCUAGGCAAAAUUAUGCUUGUUUGUCGCUCGUUGGCAUUAGAAAUUUAUUGUCAAGUCGUGGGAUGCUUGAAAAGCAUUUUCACAACUAACGAACAUCAUUUAAUUUGCAGUUGCUUGGUCGUACUUGCAGAUGCAUUUUCUGUUCUUCCAACAGAAGCCGAGGAUAACAACGAUCUCAUUUUGAAAUAUGUAAAGCAUGAAAAUAAGGUUGUUGCUGACACUGCCAAAAGACUGGUCCAGGAUUUAUUUACCAGAAAGAAGUGCAAAGCAAGUUUACAAACUGAAGCAUUGGACUUGGGAGAGUAA
Molecule: messenger RNA, 2994 nt
Organism: Naegleria lovaniensis
Lineage: Eukaryota; Heterolobosea; Eutetramitea; Acrasida; Naegleriidae
Exons: 6
Coding region: 1-2994 (997 amino acids)
Source: RefSeq, a predicted model, not a curated record